AUCAUCAUAACUAACUGUCCUAGAAUUUGUCGUAGAAUUUGCUUUUGCGCACCAAUUGGGGUUGAAUUGGGCCAUCGGCUCUAUAAAUUUUGCUCACAUUCAUAAUAUAAUAUAAUAAUCAUAUAAUAUAAUAAUAAUCAUGUUUAAAUUUAUUAAAAAUCAAAUCUUUUUGUUUUUCCUGAAACAAUCAAGUUGAUUUGAUAAUAAAAUAAGAAAGUUAUGAUUAUUAUAUAAUAGUUUGCUCCAUCGGUAGCUUUCUGAAUCAUUAUUUGCUUUUUUUUUUUUUUUUUUCUGAAUCAUUAUUUGCUUUUUAAUACUCAUUGAACUGAAUGAUAAUUUUCUGAAUAAAUAAAGAUGAAGAUCUCUCAGAUCGAUGAUCCGUAUGGUGAGUUUUUAGAACUCAUAAAGAAUUUCCAAGCGGGAAGAAUUGAUAGAAGACGUUUCAGAGCAAGAGUGCAGGUAUUGUGUAGUGGAAAUACAGAUUUGAUUUUCAGAUUCAACACCUUAUUGAAAAACAAAUAUCAAAUCAAACUUAAGAUCACUGCAGGGGUCAAAAGAAAAAAGGUGAAGAAGAAGAAGGUAGAAGAGAGUCAUGAACUUCCUUGGGAUAUGCUUGAUAUUAUUUGCAAAACACUAGAUUUUCACGACCUCUUUCAGUUUGCCGGUGUGUGCAAGAAUUGGAGGGCUUUUCAUAAAAUUUACUGGACAAAUUUCAUAGCAUACCAAGAACCAUUACUUCUCCGAAAUGUGUAUAGUAAUCGAGAAUUCUCUUCCUUAAUAAGCAUUCCCGACCAAAAAAUUUAUUCCUUGAAGAAGAUGGAGUGCUUAUUCAACUCUAUCUAUGUUGAGUCUUCUGGCGGAUAUUUUAUCAAGGCGGCGGACAAUAAUUCAUUUAAGAUAAUCAAUCCAUUUACAAGAACAAAGAAGUCUUAGCAAAAUAAUUUCUAUCAAGGAGGCAUUGAGGAUUAGUAUCAGUAGGAUAUCUCUGUUUAGGAGGCAGGUUGGAGUUUCAUCAGCAAGCUAUAGUUUGUGAAGUUGGAGUUCCAUCAGCAAGCUAUAGUUUGUGAAGUUGAAGUUUCUCAGUUUGAGUGGUUGGUUCGGCUCAACAGAACUAAGAGAGAGUUUGUUUAUAUUGAGCGGGAGUAUUUGUAUUUGGAACAUUUAAGUGGAUGAGGAGUCUGUCAGUUGGGCAAGAAUACAUGUUAUUUCCUGUAAAACUGCAUUCAAAAUUUAGAUUUGUGCUGGUUUUGAUUUGUAUUAAGCAAUAUAUUUAGUGGCGGUGGUCAUCAUAUUUAGUCAAUGUUAGGCUUAGUGCAUUAUGUUUUUGGUGUUCAGAAGAUGCCUGCAUCUUUGUAUUUUGUAAUAGUAUAGGAGCUGUUUGUUUUGAGUAAAGAUCCUCUGCAUUCUUCACCCUUUCUAUUUUUGCUAUUACUAAAGUUUUGGGAAUGUAAAUAGAAUAAUGUAAAUAGAUUUGUGUAAUUGGUGACUUGGUGUCAUUUUGGUUGAAGUAGAAUUGAAUCUCAAAAUCUGUGUUCAGUUGGCUUUGAUUAGAAGUUUAUUCAUUGCAAUUUCUUCGGAAGUCCAGUAGCUUCUUUGGUUAAUAGUGAUGGUAAAUGGAAUUGGAAAUUGUUUAAUGAUUGGCUGCCUGCUAAUGUUAUAAACAAAGAUAAAUGCAAUUUUUCCUCCAAGUACUCUUUGGUUUGUAAGGAAUCAAGCUCGAUUCAAGGACAAGUUCAUUAAUUGGAAGAUGGCUGUUUCCAUGAUAAUUACUAGUGUUUCCAGAUCAGGUAACUUGAUUAAGCAAACUUUUCAUUCUUCCAUAACUGACUUCUGCAUUCUUAAAAAGUUCAAGGUGAUUGUUCAUCCACCAAAGGCUCCUAGAAUUACAGAAGUGUUAUGGCACUCUCCCUUAGUCAAUUGGAUUAAGUUUUUUUUAGCAUCGUCAAUUGGAUUAAGUGCAACACAGAUGGAGCUUCUACUAUCUCAGCUUCAUCUUUUGGUGGUAUUUUCAGAGACCACUGUGCUGAAUUAGUUGGUUGUUUUGCUGAGUUAUCUGGUAAUCUAAGAGCUAUUGAGCUUGCUAGCCAACAUAAUUAAUAAUCUUUGGAUAGAGUCAAAUUCUGCUUUAGUAGUGCCUGCCUUCAAAUCAGAUACCAUGAUUCCUUGGCUCCUAAGGAACUGAUGGUUUAAUGCUAAAGUGUUGAUGAGAAACAUGAAUGCUAACAGAAAUUUUUCAGUUGCUUUUAUGUAUGAGAUUUUAUGUGACUCCAACAA
This is a messenger RNA of Trifolium pratense (red clover), 2274 nucleotides long. RefSeq lists its product as uncharacterized. Lineage: Eukaryota; Viridiplantae; Streptophyta; Magnoliopsida; Fabales; Fabaceae. Gene Ontology annotation, biological process: regulation of DNA-templated transcription. Gene Ontology annotation, molecular function: protein binding. The record is from RefSeq and is a predicted model, not a curated record. Bases 355 to 933 code for a protein of 192 amino acids. The transcript has 3 exons.